CUACUACACUCCCUUGCUAUUCCAAUUUACAAGAGAUAACGGCCCUCUAAUGGCCGGUGUGCGCUUGUUACCGUUUCUCGCUGCCAUUAUAUGUAUGUCAGUUCUAAACGGAGUCUUAAUGCCGAAGCUAGGUCCAUACAUGCCGUGGCAUGUCUUUGGCACCGCAACAAUGGUAACCGGCUCUGCGCUUAUGCUCACCAUAAACUUAUCGACGCCGGAAUCCCACAUCUACGGACUCACUGCACUUAUCGGUAUUGGAUGUAGAUCGUAUUUCACUGCCGGCAUUACCGUCGUCCAGACCCUCGUCCCGGUUUCUAAGCUAAGUAACACGGUGGGCUUCAUGGCCACGGGCCAAAUGAUGGGCCAGAUCGUGGUGCUCAGUAUAUCGGGCGCUUUAUUCCAGAACAUCGGUUCAGAUCGCCUCCGCACCCUCCUACCAGACCUAUCCUCAGAUGAAAUCUUGCAGUUGACGACGGGGGCGAACAGUCCUGUCUUCCAAGGUCUCGGUCUUGAGCUACAGCCGCAGGUUAUAGAGGAAGUGACACUAGCGAUCCGCAAUGUGUUCGCGGUUAUCUUGGCUACCACGGCACUGGGCUUGGUUGGGUCUGUCUUUAUGAGUCGUCAAAAACUGUACCGAUAACAGCAUCUCGCCUCCGCAUUUUAAAAAUCUACGACGGGAAUAUUAAUAUUCGGGUCGAAAGGUAUCACUAUGGACUAGAGGCUGUAAGUUAGGUCACCGCUCCACGAGCCACCGCUUCGCGGACCACCUUUUUACAAAUAUGCUUAUAAAUAAACGAUUUUUACCCGUAAAAAAGCGGGUUAAUUUUUUUGGUUGAUUAAUUAAUAAUUUAACUAGUUUCAUAUAAAUUUAGGGUUUUUUCCCUUAUCUUGAC
Durotheca rogersii is the source of this 893-nucleotide messenger RNA. RefSeq lists its product as uncharacterized. The coding region runs from base 50 to 640 and encodes 196 amino acids. The transcript is spliced from 4 exons. NCBI's taxonomy places the organism in Eukaryota, Fungi, Ascomycota, Sordariomycetes, Xylariales, Xylariaceae. Gene Ontology annotation, biological process: transmembrane transport. Gene Ontology annotation, molecular function: transmembrane transporter activity. The record is from RefSeq and is a predicted model, not a curated record.